Zea mays is the source of this 1962-nucleotide messenger RNA. RefSeq lists its product as uncharacterized. NCBI's taxonomy places the organism in Eukaryota, Viridiplantae, Streptophyta, Magnoliopsida, Poales, Poaceae. The coding region runs from base 649 to 1647 and encodes 332 amino acids. The record is from RefSeq and is a predicted model, not a curated record. Gene Ontology annotation, biological process: maturation of SSU-rRNA from tricistronic rRNA transcript (SSU-rRNA, 5.8S rRNA, LSU-rRNA). The transcript is spliced from 10 exons. Gene Ontology annotation, cellular component: small-subunit processome; nucleolus.
GCGCACACCAGUACACCACGCGACGCAAACAACAGAGCUGCCAGCCUGCCACUGAGGAGUGAGGAACCCUAAGCGGCGCACUGUGCAGGCGAAGGCGGCGCGCUACCGGCGACGGCCGACGGGGGAUACGGCGACAUCGUCCCCCUCGACCCCUCCUCCAUCCCCGACGCGGCGGCGCCAGACUGCAGGUGUUGAAUGCUGAUUUGUUGUGGCCUGUUGCGUCUUCACCAGUUCAUACAUUAAACUUGAAGAACCACGUGGUUGAAGAAAAGCCCACUGAAAAUGAGUAAUACAUCAUCUUCGUCAAGUGGUGAGCGUGCUAUGCAGUGACAGAGGGCUGUGGAGAUCAUAAGUUCAUAACAUCCUAUGUUAGCCUUUCACUUGAUCAUAAGUUCAUAACAUCCUUAUAUUCAUGCAGGGAUGUGAUAUAUGCUGAUAUUCCAAAGCUCAUUCCAUUUAUUGAUCUGCCGUGCCAAUUUGCCAGUUGGGCUGUUCCCUCCCUAAACCCCAGCGUCGCCUCCGACGAGUCACCGCUCCGUCGGCUGCUUGCUGCAGUCCACGCCACGCGCUACGCCGUCACGGUCGCUCCUCCCGUGACGCAGCCGUCGCUAGGCGCCGCCUAUUUCUCGGACAAAGUCGCUCGCCACCAUGGCGGCAGCGUCGGCUGCCGCAGAAGCCAGCGGCGAGAGUAAAAACGAAUUCCUCAUACGCGACGACGCGCCAGGGCUACUCGCCGCUCUCAAGGAGAUGAAGGACGGACUGGACCUCGUCAGGGGCAAGGUCGAGGCCAUCACGCGGAAGGUCAAGGCGAACCAGUUGCCGGCGGCCAACGGGAUCGGGUACCUAGAAGCGAAGAACCACCUGCUCCUUGGCUAUUGCCAGGACAUCGUCUACUACCUGCUCCGCAAGGCCAAGGGGCUCUCGGUGGAUGGCCACCCCGUCGUACGGAGCCUUGUCGAGAUUAGGCUGUUUCUGGAGAAGAUUCGUCCGAUUGACAAGAAGGCAGAGUACCAAAUCCAGAAGCUCACCGAUGCCGCUGACAAUGCCACUGUUCGAGAGAAACCAGGAAAUGCACAGGCGAAGGGGAAGGACGGGCAUUCGGAUGAGGAAGACCUCCUGAAGUAUAGGCCAAACCCAGAUAUGAUGGACACAAAGCCUGGUCCUGAUGGGCAGGAUACUGAUGGUGUUUACCGUCCUCCGAAAUUUAUGCCUACUAGCAUGGAUGAUGAAGAGAAACGUCGUAAAAAUGAUUCAAGGAGAGAUAAAGCGAUAGCCCGAGUGGCAAUAGAAAACCCUUAUAUUAAAGAGAUAAUUGAUGAUGCUGCAGACAGACCUGAAGAGUGGAAGGAAACAGUGGGCGAUGAAAGCAGAGAAUUUGGGAGGUACAUGCGACAGAGAGAAGAGCAAGAGAAGCAGGAAGAGGAGUUGUUCACUCGGGCUCCUGUAACCAAACGUGAUAAGCAGAUCGAGAAGCGCAUAAGGAGACAACUUCAUGGGCUAGGAGGCUUAACUGACGGUUUCGACCUUGGGAUGAACAUGCUGUUGGGAGGAGACAAGGAAGAUGAUGGCGGUUCAAGCAAGUCGCAUGGCAAGAGCGGAAACCGAAAGAAGCACCUGAAGAGCAGCAAGAAGAGGAAGAGGCAUUAGCCUUGGACCCACACUGCUGUAGCACUUCAACAUACCGAUACAGCCUAGAGACGGUUCAAGCAAUCCACACGGAAAGUUGAAGCUGGAGAAAAUACAAGAAACCAAGUAGAGAAAAAAAGCUUUGGUUCCUGUAGGCGUAUUAUUUCUGAAACAGAAAACUUGAUCUGAGCGACUGAUCCUGAGCCAAUGGAACAGUAUGAAUUAUAUGGCUUGAACAUGGUAGGUGUACCAAGUUUUGUUCUGAUAGUCGAAUGAUUGUUGUAUUAUUGAUUAACAAGACCAACAAUAUAUAGACUAGGCUCCAACCGGUUCAUA